AAAUCUAUAUCACCUCUCUGGUUCAGUUUCACGUUCAAAGACGACACCUUUUUGUGAAUUCGAUGAUAUCUGCUUUUCGAAGGGGAAUUUCGUCGAACACCAGACGAGGAUUCUCAGUUCCAGAACUGUUGAGCGUUCUGGUUCGUGUCAUCGUGUUCCCUCUGUCUUUUCUUUGUCUCCUCUCCACAUUUUCUUGAGAAAAUGGUUUGCUUCAGUUGAUUUUCUCGAGAAAAUACAUUGGAGUUUUCUCUUGUCCUUCGUGAAUCGACAUCGAUAUUUAUUCCUCUGUUUCUUCAUUGAAUUGACGGAGUAUAACAAUUUUCUCUUUCUUUUAUAACAUAAAUGGACUGUUUCUGCGGUUCCAAGUGGGAAGGUUUCUGAUGAUCAAUGAAGAGAUUGAAGUUUCUGCCAUUACUGAUCUAAUGAAAAGGGAGAGGAAAAAUCAGAAUUUAAUUCGUAAAAUUUUCACCAUAAAGGGAUGGAAGAAUAAAAACAAGGAGAUUGAAUGUUCAUUUGAUUCCUCCGGUGAUACAAGGAAAGCUUUAUGUUUCUUUGCUGCCAUGGCUCCUCUCCAAAGAACAUUUAUCAGAGCAUGCUCUGAUUCAUCAAUUGAAUCUCUCUUCUUCAGAAGUCCAUCCGCUGCAACAUCAAAUCAGAAUGCUCAGCCCUUCCGAGUUGUUGUCUCAACAUGGAAUGUAGGAGGCAAAUCUCCGCCCAACAACCUAAAUCUGGAUGAUAUUCUUCAGGACCGUAUUCAAGCGGACAUAUAUGUGUUAGGCUUUCAGGAAAUUGUGCCGUUGAAUGCGGGAAAUGUGUUAGUUAUAGAAGAUAAUGGGCCUGCUGGAAAAUGGCUGGCUUUAAUAAAUCAGUCACUGAACCAACAAACACCAGUUGAAGGAAUAAGAUCCACUGCCACUCUUGGUGGCUCACUGUUCUUUCAAAAGCAAUCCCUCAGAAAGAUCAGUAAUACUUUCAGGACAGAGAGUAAGAGCAGGCUGAAGAGUUGCAACUGUGCUCAUGAACUGGAAAAGAAGUAUAGUAAGGAGUUUUGUUUCCGGUGCCCACCGGCACGGUUGAAUAUUAGUGAAGGAGAACUGUCUUCAGAAGAGGAUGAAGAUGGAUCUAGCAGUUUUCCAAUGAUGGAUAUAUCCACUCCGCUCAGUACUAACCAGAUGAACUAUGGUCUUGUAGCAAGUAAGCAAAUGGUGGGAAUUUUCAUCACUAUUUGGAUGAGAACAAGGCUAAUUCAACAUGUAAGCCACUUGAGGAUCUCUUGUGUAAGUCGUGGGAUCAUGGGCUGCCUUGGGAACAAGGGUUGUAUUGCUGUGAGCAUGUUUUUCCAUCAAACAAGCUUCUGCUUUGUGUGUAGUCACCUGGCAUCUGGCGAGAAAGAAGGAGAUGAGCUUAGAAGAAAUUCAGAUGUCAUAGAGAUACUUAAAAACACACAAUUCCCAAGGAUCUGCAGAUCAUCUCAAACUAGGGUGCCUGAUAAAAUUCUAGAACAUGAUCGUGUCGUAUGGCUAGGUGACCUGAAUUACAGGGUUGCAUUAAGCUAUUCAGAGACUAGAAAGUUUAUGCAAGAGAAGAACUGGGAUGCGUUGCUUAGCAAGGAUCAGCUCAUCAUUGAAAGAGAUGCAGGGCGAGUAUUCAAAGGAUGGCACGAAGGAAAGAUCUGUUUUGGACCAACGUACAAGUACUCUUUGAAUUCUGAUUUUUUUGCUGGAGAGAUAGUGGAAAAGAGAAACAAGAGGAGACCAGCAUGGUGUGAUAGAAUACUAUGGCAUGGAGCUGGAAUAAGUCAGCUUUCUUACAUACGUGGAGAGAACCGGUUUUCUGAUCACCGUCCUGUAAAUGCAACAUUUUUGGUAUAUGCUGAGGUUACUGAAUGCGGAUUGUGAGGGAAAACAUCUGGGCCAAACAUCUAGGUGAGAAUUGAAGAGCUCUUACCUCCCACCAAUACCUAG
Molecule: messenger RNA, 1964 nt
Organism: Rubroshorea leprosula
Lineage: Eukaryota; Viridiplantae; Streptophyta; Magnoliopsida; Malvales; Dipterocarpaceae
Source: the annotation of a GenBank genome assembly